Alligator mississippiensis (American alligator) is the source of this 3116-nucleotide messenger RNA. RefSeq names its product membrane primary amine oxidase. Gene Ontology annotation, biological process: amine metabolic process. Gene Ontology annotation, cellular component: plasma membrane. The coding region runs from base 573 to 2846 and encodes 757 amino acids. The transcript is spliced from 4 exons. Gene Ontology annotation, molecular function: quinone binding; primary methylamine oxidase activity; copper ion binding. The record is from RefSeq and is a predicted model, not a curated record. NCBI's taxonomy places the organism in Eukaryota, Metazoa, Chordata, Crocodylia, Alligatoridae.
GUCCUUUUAUUAUUGCACAGAGCUGUGUGCACGAAACACAGGGGAAGGUUAUGAAAGGGGCUGCAAAGAAGUUUCUAGUAAUAACCAGGCAGGAGGUGACUGCAGCCUGAAGGAAUCGGGUUACAGUCCUUGGCAAGCAGCCUUGGAGGGUCUUUUGCCUCCCCUGAUUUUCUUUGUCAGCUGUAUGUUCUGUUUUUGUUGCCUUUUUGGUUCUGUCCUCCUGCUUCCAAACUGACUAAAUCUGUAGUCCCCAAAGCCCGUGGACCUGGGAUCCAUCUCUGAAACCAACUCCCAAAGGUGUGGUGAGGAAGCAAGUGUUGCACUAAUGGCAUGUGAUGCUGCCUAAGAAACAUGGAACAGUUUGGAGAAGCAGAGGGAGAAGAUGCCUUUUAUGGUCCCCAGCAAACCGGAAGCUUCUUCCAAGUACAUAUCCCUCCUCCCACCCUGCAACUCCCCAUGAAUACACACGCAAGAUGUGUAUUCUGUAGUAAGCCUGUCAUUGGCAAAGCUGCCUGCAGCUGGGAACCACACGCUGUAAGACUCUGAGAGCCACUCCUGCCUCUGCAGCAAACAUGAACCUGAAAACAGUUCUCAUCCUCCUGGUGCUGGCUCUUGCUACCAUUUUAGCUUUAGUUUGUGUGCUGCUGACUCGAAGAGAGAAACCAACCAGCUGUGAGUCCCAAACCCAGAGUGGCCAGGAGGACAAGCCCAGGGACCACAGCCUGGUGUUUGCUGAUCUAACUCCAGAAGAAAUGGUGCAAGUGGUGAGGUAUCUGCGGGAAAACCUUGGAGUGCCGCUGGUAGAUGCCUCUCGAGCAAAGCCCUCGGACAACUGCAUUUACUACAUCGACGUGCAGCUCCCCACCAAGGCAGAGGUGCUGCAAUUUUUGGAUCGAGGAGGAGUUCUCCCACCACGGCAGGCACUAGCUGUAGUGUAUUUUGGAAACCAACCAGACCCGAACAUCACAGAGUAUGUGGUGGGACCCCUGCCCAGUCCAAAGACUCAUCGGGACUUCACAAUGCAGAAGUAUGGAGGGAAACUCCCAUUCCACCGCAGGCCAGUGACUGAGAAGGAAUACAAGGACAUUGAUUCCUUCAUCUCUGAGGAGUUCUCCAAAGCAGAAGGAUUUCUUCGAUACUGCUGCGAUUAUGACGGGACCAACCUUGCCGCCCUCACCACCGCCCCCCGAGGGUUCCAGUCUGGAGACCGUGCGACUUGGUUUGUUCUGUUCCAGGAUGUGUAUGGUAGUGGCUUGUACGUGCACCCGGUGGGGCUGGAGGUACUGGUGAACCACAGCAGCCUGGACAUGUCCCAGUGGAGGGUGAGCAAAGUGUUCUAUAACGGGCAGUACUAUGGGGACAUGGCCCAGCUGCAGAGGGAGUUCGAGCAGGGCCACGUGAGUGUUGUAAAGGUUAGAAAGGUUUCCCCUGAGGAGGAGUUUGGGUCCAUGAAGCCUAGAGCAGGCCCUGGAGCACCAGGCCCUUUUCAAUAUGAGCCUCGUGGGCCACGCUACAGCAUCCAAGGUAACCACGUUGUAUUCCAAGCCUGGAGCUUUGCCUUUGGUGUGGAUGUGAAUGCAGGGCCACGACUGUUCGACAUCAGAUUCAAAGGAGACAGGAUUGUCUAUGAGCUGAGUCUCCAGGAAGCCCUUGCACUCUAUGGCUCCAACUGUCCUGGGGGGAUGGUGACUAGGUACAUGGAUGGCAGUUUUGGUAUUGGGAAGUUUACUUAUGAGCUGGUCCGGGGAGUUGAUUGCCCCUACACAGCCACUUAUUUGGACAGGCACUACUUAAUUGAAUCAGAGACCCCCAGAGCCAAUAAAAACUCCCUAUGUAUUUUUGAGCACGAUACUGCCAUUCCUCUGAGACGCCAUUACUCCAAUUUCCAGUCCCUGUAUUAUGGGGGGCUGACUAAAGUGGCUUUGGUCUUCAGGUCCAUUUCAACGCUCAUAAACUACGACUACGCUUGGGACUUUAUCUUCUACCAGAAUGGAGCAAUUGAAGUCAAAGUCCACGCCACUGGCUACAUCAGCUCGUCCUUUCUGUACAACACAGGCAUAGACUAUGGUAACCAAGUGGGGGAGCAUACCCUUGGCACAAUGCACAACCAUCUCAUAAAUUACAAAGUGGACUUGGAUGUUGCAGGGCUUAAGAAUUCUCUGGUGACCCAGGAUAUGGUAUUUGAGUCGGUGCAGGCUCCCUGGAGCCCCCAACACCAGAUACAGUGUCCACGGCUCACCAAGAAAGUCUUAGAGAAAGAGAACCAGGCUGCGUUCCCACUUCACUCCAACAUCCCCAGAUAUCUCCAUUUUGCCAGCAACCAAGAAAACAGGUGGAACCACCAGCGGAGCUAUCGGAUUCAGUUGGUUAGCUUUGCCGGGGACCAUCUGCCAGAAGUGAGCUCCAUGGAAAGGUCUAUCAGCUGGGCAAGGUACAAACUGGCUGUCACCAAGCGGAAGGAAGACGAGCCAAGAAGCACCAGCAUCUACAACCAGAAUGACCCUUGGAAGCCCACUGUGGCUUUUGCAGAUUUUGUGGACAAUGAAACCAUCACAAAUGAGGAUCUGGUUGCCUGGGUUUCUGUUGGUUUCCUGCAUGUCCCACAUGCUGAGGAUAUCCCCAACACAGUGACCGUGGGGAAUGGAGUUGGCUUUCUUCUGAGACCCUACAACUAUUUUGAUGAAGAUCCCUCACGUGACUCAUCUGACAGUGUCUACUUCAGGGCUGACCAGGACCCAAGCAAGUGUGAAGUCAAUCAUGUGGCCUGUCUGUCAAAAACUGCCUCAUGUUCACCAGCCCUGCCCCCAUUCACCUAUAGCGGCUUCCAGAACCUGAGCAGUGUCUGAGCCACAGUCUGCAGGGACUCCCUUGAUGCACACUGGUGACUGUUCACAAGGCAUCUGUGCUCAUGUUUCCAUUGUAAGCAGCAUAAGGGCAUGUAAUAACCCUUGGGUUCACUGAUGCCUGUUGAUUUGUAUGAAGUUUAUACUUAGCGGAUGAAGUAUACAGCUUGCAAAAGCUUCAAUGAGAGAGGGUUUAUGCAUACUCUUUCUCUCUUUCCCCCCCACUGUUUCUCAAAGAUAAAUUGGCUUAUUUUGUUGCUUGACUGAAAUCAA